AUUUGUUAAUUAUAUCAUCCUCUGUGUCAUUUACGUUGAAUUGACAACAUGCCCCUUACGGUGGUCCCUAUUUGUCCCUGGCUUCUGUUGGAUAAAAUUCUCCAAAAACUACACACCGAAAUGGCGUUCAAAGGAAACUUUCCAUUGUUGUGUGGUGACAGAGAUAGGUAAAUGUACAUUUUGGUUGUAGUUUUUGUCUUAGUUUAUGGAAUAUGAGUUAAUAGGGGAAUAAUAAGCAGUUGUUGUCACUCGGAAAGCGUUGCACGUGCGUCGGUAAAUACACAAUACGGGUUGUCCCGUGGAUGGGGCCCAAACAGAAAAAUCAUUAUCUUAGUACACACACGCGGUACACUAAUGGCCGACCUCUUUGUCUUCGCCAAGUCGUUGGCUCGUUAUUUGUAUAUAUUCUAUGUUUUUUUGGUAAUUUUUAUGUCUGAAUUUGUGUCGGGUUCUUAUUCUGAACCCCUAAGUACAAGCGAGAGAGUUUCGUUUCGUGGUUCAUCUCGACCUCAAUUGAGGCCCACGACGGGAUACUUAAUCCUCUAUAAGACUGUCUUUAUAAAUGAACUCUGUUAUAUAGCAGUUAUAUUUGAAAUAGGACUAUGUUUAAGUAAUAUCACAUAUUUCGUGUAGCUUUUACUGUGUUUUACCUUUUUCUGUAUUCAGAUAUAUUUCAAUUUUGAAAUAUGUAAAGGAAAUCCCCUUAUAAUAUUUGAGGUUGGGGAAAACCCCAGUUAUUUGGGAAGAUCCACCUUUAUUUUUACCUUUGUGCAUAUGGGAUGAACCAAACCUUGCUGUAGUUACGUAAGAUCAGCAAGGUGCUAGUCAAGUGCUGGUCCUGUCGAUGACACUACAAUGGACUUUAUAGAGAAGUAGGAUUGUACAAUACGUUGAUUAGGGUCGACCAGACACGCAUGUGGCUGGUGUUCGCCUCACAAUGACCGACGAAUCCAUGCUGAGUUUGUUUGAUGCGGACGGCGGAUUUUUGGAUGAGUUGACGGGAGGAGACACUGGGAUCGGGGGUCCUGGAAAUGGGAUGGACUCUUCCAUACUUGGCCCUAGUACAGGUAUGGGGAGCAUUCAACCUGAUCCACUGCUCAACACUGGCUAUGGUGCAUCUCAUUCUCAAAUGCCUAACCUCUCAGGGAACCAAUUUUCUGGCAUGUCCUACCAAAGUUCCAGUGCACCACAACAACAGUUUUCUUCGGAGAAUUUUGCUGCUCCCCAAUAUAAUGAACAGCAAGGAAUCAAUCAGAUGGCCAAUGUGGCUAUACCGGGUAUGAAUGGUGGACAAAGACAACCAAGAAUGAUGAUGCCGAACCAGCAGAUAACAACUCAACCUCCAUUUGGAAGUUCGUCAGCUGGUAGAGGAUUGAUGCAACAACAACAGCAACAACCAGCUCCAGGUGGGUAUCAAUCCUAUCGAAUGAGCAGUGCACCGAUGACGGGGCCUCGUCUUCCUAAUCCCCACCAGCGGCAGAUUGGGAUCACUCAGAACAUAUCACAACAGACCAAUAACAUGUGGAACAGUAGUCAGACUAGUCCUAGUCAAGCCAAUACCUUUUUCCAUCAACAGAGACCAAUGCAGUCUCAGCUUCAGCAGACCCCUCAACCUCAGCAACCGCAAAUGGCACCGUCACAACUUGGUGACGGAACCCAAAUGACAACUUACCUCACUCACCAUGACUAUGCCUUACCUAAAUCCACUUCAAAUAUUGUUCCCCAAGUAAAUGUUAGUCAAUAUCAGAACACUAGUGCAAACCAAGCGGGUGUGUACAAUAUGCAAAGGUUAGCCUCGCCGCCUGGUAAUCAUAAUGUUAUGUCUAAUGUGCCAUUGUCUGCCAGCAGUGCUUUGAAUGCUAUGACUCCAAUGCAGCAACAGCAGCAUCCUAUCCCACAGGUACAGCCAUCAUUCCAGCAACCCGGCAUCAGUUCAGCCAACAAUGUGCGGCUUGCCUACACUGCUAGUACACCGAUGCAGAAUAUGCCGCAACAGCAACCGUUCCAAGGAAAUUACUUGCACCAGCGACCUCAAGUAAACCCUGUUGUUCCAACGUCGAACUAUCAAAAUUUUCCAUUCCAACCGACACAGAAUGCUAUGUCACAAGGGAUUGGAGACACGUCUAGUCGUCUUAGCCAUUUCCAGAACACCAGCCCUAAUCAGACUUCCACACUUAUGCCUGGUUUUCCUACCAGUGUGAACUCACAACGUGUGACCACCCCAUCCCCCAGACCAACCCCACCUCCCCGACCAACGCCUCCACCAUCCCAUACCCCAGAUAUCACACAUACCUCCCCUACUUCUCAGGGAAAUGCAAGACAGUUACAUCAAUCUCAGAUGGAUCUAAUGUCCCCUCCCUCUGGAGGUCAGACCACGCCUACUGCCAGUCCUUACCACAGCAGUGAUGGUAGUAACUCCUCAAUGAACCAAACACCUAUCAAGUCUAAUACAUAUGCUCCAGGGGGGAACAGUCAGCCCUCUGUAAGCAUGAGGAUGAGUGUUAACACCAAUGUCCCAAAUAGAACUCUAGGUGUGGCCCCAGCGAGUCCAAACAUGAAGGCUCUCGGUCAGGGUAUGGUCCCGCCAACUGUGAACUUGGGUGGUCAGCCUGCUGUUGAGGUAGGCGGGCCAUCUGCUGUAACUAAUAUGAAUAUGAGUGGUCAACAAACUGUGAAUAUGAAUGGACAAAAUAGCAUGAAUAUGGAAAUUCAAAAUCUUCAGAAGCAGAUUCAGCAACUGCAUAGCAUGCCACAGACCAAUCAAACCCAACAAGGUAUGCUGGAUUUACAGGAACGAAUUAGAACGCUGCGUGCUAAACAAGAAUUAACACACCAAAGACAGAAGCAAAUGCAGCAGAUGCAGCAACAUAUUCCAAAUUCAAAUAUGGUUUCACAGCAACAGCCAAUUCAGCAACAGCAUAAUCAACAACAGCUUGUGUUUCAAAUUCCCAAUCUGCAACAGCAGCAGCAACAACAGGACAAUCAGCAGAAAGUGAUCCAUCUUCAGUCAACUGUGGGUGGAAGUGCCGGUACGGGGGCAAGACAAUCAUUCAUUCAAAUCCAACGACCAAACAUGCCCAACCAACCUCAGAAUCAACAACAGAAGAUUGUAAUCGUGAGUUCUCAGCCAGGGAGCACCAUGAGUAUGCUCCAACAACGCCCUCACAUAACCCAGCCACAAGGCCAGCAGGCCGGGCAGAUGGACCCGUCACAGGGUCAGUUCAACCAGGUGAUGUCCCAACCAGCACAGCAGAAUCUACAGGUGGUCAUACAGCCCCAGCAGCAGUCAGUAUUACAACAGCAAGGCCCAGUUAUGAUGAGUCCCCCUCAAGUGCCUACUUCAUCGUCUAACAUACCUCAACAGCCCUCGCAGGCCAACAUUGCUGCUAUGUCGGGUCCUCUAAUGCGUCAGGCCGUGGCCACCUCGGUCCAGCAGGUGCCAGCCCAAAAUAUGCCUUCCAAUAUGCCAGUGCUACAGAUACAACAGCUUGGUCAGUCUCAGCCACAGGCCAACUCUCAAGUACCCCUGGUGGCCUUCCAACCGAUGGACCAAUCGGAGCAUAUGGACACCAGUCAGUUGCUUGGUUCAGUCACACCAGGUACGACUGGAAGCAAGAAGUCUAAGAAAGCUAAGCAACAACAGGAAAAGGCCAACAGGAUCGUGGCAGAGGCUGUAGCCCGGGCUCAGGCUGCUGGGAAUACUGGAUUACCUCCCCUGUUAACCCAGAACACAGCCAUUCCCUCCACUGUGGGGGAUGUGACAACACCGGAAAUCAGGGACGAGGAUUAUGAUGAAGAGGGAGGCAAGAAAAAGAAGAAAACAAAGCGAAAGAAGAAACCAUCUGAACCUAAGACUCCAAAGACACCUAAAGCGAAGAAAUCUAAAACUCCUCCAGCUGCUGCAGCAGCAGGGGAUCCUUCUGAAAAGGUAGACAACGAGAAUACGGACACAAGUGGGGAUCUUAUUGUGGACAUUGAGGACACUACGCCAGUAACCCCGGAAAAGAAGAAAGCAGUUAAAAAACCCAAGUCAGAGUCCAAACCAAAGUCAUCUGUGAAAAAGAAAAAGAUACCACCAGCAACCUUUAUGAAGCUGAAGAAAAGAAAAAGAGGUGCAUCAUCUGAUGGCUCUGAUGUGGAGAUAAAGAUAACACCACCUCCUUCACCCGUAGGGGAUGAAGAAGGACUACAGAAACGUCGAUCGGCCAGAAAUACCAAGAGGAAGAAGUACAUGGAUGAUGUUGAUCUGAACUUGUCUGAGGAUGAUAACUUAGAUAUUGAUGUAGAAGGGACAGACAUAAUGAAAGCUCUGGAAGUCAACUCGGAGAAUGCUGUUGAGGAAGACAAUAAUAUUGUGGUGGAAAAGAUUCUGGGCAUGAGGAUGAGAAUUAGUGAUAAAGAUGUUGACGUGGAGAAUGAAGAUGAACCCCCAGAGGAGGAUGCCGAGGAGUUUUAUGUCAAAUACAAGAACUUUUCUUACCUGCAUUGUGAGUGGAAGACUGAAAUGGAGAUGUACAGAGAUAAAAGGAUCAAUCAGAAGAUUAAACGCUACAAGAUGAAGAAACUGCAGUCCAACAACUACUUCACCGAGAUUGACGAUGAAGAACUCUUCAAUCCUGACUAUGUGGAGGUAGAUAGGGUACUGGAUACCUCCAUAACGACAGACCCAGCCACAGAUGAAGAGACAACUCAUUUCCUGGUCAAAUGGAGAGGACUAGCAUACGAGGAUGCCACUUGGGAACUGCAGCAAGAUGUUGACCCGGAGAAAGUGAAAUUUUACAACCUGUACAAGGAACCCCCAGAUGAAGACGAAAGAGAACCUGUCGAGCGCCCGAAAGCCGAUGAAUGGAAGAAGAGAGACAAGACUCGUGUUUACAAGGGAGGUAAUACAGUGCGGGAUUACCAGUUGGAGGGUGUUAACUGGCUUACGUUUGGCUGGCACAAUGAACAAAAUUGUAUCCUGGCCGAUGAGAUGGGUCUUGGUAAGACUAUCCAGAGUAUAACCUUCCUUCACGAGAUAUUUCUCUCUGGCAUUCAAGGCCCCUUCCUAGUCGUCGUUCCGUUAUCCACUCUUGGCAACUGGCAGAGAGAGUUUGAAACAUGGACUGAUCAGAAUGUAAUAGUUUACCACGGAAGUACCGUGAGCAGGAGCAUGCUGCAGCAGUAUGAAAUGUUCUACCGUGAUGGAAAUGGCAAAAAAAUCCCUGGUAUCUACAAGUUCCAUUCUCUCAUCACCACGUACGAAUGCAUCAUUUCUGACUGUGAUGUCCUGAGCAGCAUUGAAUGGCGUUGUCUCAUCAUAGACGAGGCCCAUCGGCUUAAGAACAAGAAUUGUCGACUCAUGGAGGGUCUCCGCAUGAUCGACUGCGACCACCGAGUACUGCUGACAGGAACACCUCUCCAGAACAAUGUCGAGGAACUCUUCAGUCUCCUCAACUUCUUAGAACCAGAACGGUUUAGCUCCGUCAACAGUUUUAUGGUAGACUUUGGUGAUCUAAAGACAGAUUCACAAGUAGACAAGCUGAAAGCGCUGCUGAAGCCAAUGAUGCUGCGUCGGUUGAAAGAGGAUGUAGAAAAGAACCUGGCAUCUAAAGAGGAGACUAUUGUGGAGGUGGAACUGACCAACAUUCAGAAGAAGUACUACAGAGCGAUCCUGGAGCGGAACUUCACUUUCUUAUCCAAAGGAACCGGAAGCUCUACAAAUGUACCCAACCUGCUCAACACCAUGAUGGAGCUCCGCAAAUGUUGUAACCAUCCUUUUCUUAUCAAAGGUGCUGAGGAGAAGAUAUUGAAUGAAAUGAAGGAAAAACAUGGUGCCACACAAGAGGCGGCAUUCCUCUCCAUGGUCAACUCGGCCGGUAAACUUGUCUUGUUGGACAAACUGCUGCCCAAACUGAAGCAGAACGGCCACAAAGUUCUCAUCUUUUCUCAGAUGAUAAAAGUGCUAGAUAUCUUGGAAGACUACCUCAUUCAUAGACAGUACCUGUAUGAAAGGCUUGAUGGAAGGAUUCGGGGAAACAUCCGUCAGGAGGCUAUUGACCGCUUUUCCAAGCCUGAAUCUGACCGGUUUGUUUUCCUCCUGUGUACCCGGGCAGGUGGACUGGGCAUCAACUUGACAGCUGCCGACACUGUAGUCAUCUAUGAUUCUGACUGGAAUCCUCAGAAUGAUCUCCAGGCCCAGGCACGGUGCCACAGAAUCGGACAGAGUAAAGCAGUGAAGGUGUAUCGACUGAUUACAAGAAACUCGUACGAACGUGAAAUGUUUGAUCGGGCUUCCAUGAAGUUAGGUCUGGACAAAGCUGUGCUUCAGUCUAUGGGCGGGGAAAAGAACUCUCCACAAGCCCAGAUGUCCAAGAAGGAGAUAGAGGAGCUGCUCAAGAAAGGUGCCUACGGAGCUUUGAUGGAGGAUGACACUGAUGGUGAUAAGUUCUGUGAGGAGGACAUCGACCAGAUCUUACAGCGCCGCACACAGGUCAUACAGAUAGAGUCCGAGGGCAAGGGAUCCAUAUUUGCCAAGGCUAGCUUCUCCAUGACGGGUAACAGAGAGGAUAUCGACAUCAAUGAUCCAAACUUCUGGCAGAAAUGGGCCAAAAAGGCUGACAUUGACACGGAUGAACUGAAAAACAAGAAUGAAUUGAUCAUUCAAGAACCCCGUCAGAGGAAGAAGACAGCCCGCUUCGGUAAUGAUGAAUCCCUUCUUGACAUGUCAGAACUGGAAUCAAGCUCUAGCAACACAGAUGAGGAAGAUGAUGGUGAAGAUAAAGGUCUGUCUCGGGGCGGUCGUGGAGGGCGCAAGAGACGUCGUGGACGAAACAAGAACAAAGACGACGAUGACUUUGACGUAGAUGACUACAAUGGUGAAGGGUACUCCCGAUCAGAAUGCUUUAAAGUGGAGAAGCAUCUUCUGUUUUAUGGAUGGGGACGGUGGACAGACAUCAUUGGUCAUGCCAAGUUCAAGAGGAAACUGACGGAGAAGGAUGUAGAGAACAUCUCCCGAGCACUGCUUGUAUACUCAUUGCAACAUUACAAAGGCGAUGAUAAAAUCAAGGAGUUUAUCUGGGAUCUUGUAUCACCAUCUAACGACGGCUCACUCAAAAACCACUCAGGAUUGUCUGCCCCUGUUCCGAGAGGGCGCAAGGGAAAGAACAAGAAGAAAGAGGCACUACAAAAUAUUGACCAAUCUUUCGCAGUGGACAAAAACAAGAUUGAUAUUGACCCUGAGGUCGUAUUAAGAGAUGCUGGCUACCGCCGUCACCUCCACAGACAUGCAAACAAGGUGUUACUACGAGUAAGGCUGUUGUACUACAUCAAACAGGAAAUCAUCGGAGAGGAGGCAGAGAAGGUGUUCCAAGGAUUAAGUCCAAGUGAGAUGGACAUACCACAGCCUAAUGCUGACGGGGAGCCUCCGACUGCCUGGUGGGACGAUGAGGCUGACAAAUGUCUCCUUAUUGGGGUGUUCAAGCAUGGAUAUGAAAAGUUUAAUGCCAUACGAUCGGACCCUUGUCUAUGUUUCCUGACCAGAUGUGGACCACCAGAUGGGGCUGCCCUCGCUGCUGAACAGAAUGAUGACGAUGAUGACAUGGAUGAUACUCAGGGAAACACCAGUAUAUCCAAAGUUCUAGAUAUGCCAGACGAGGCGUCAGUUAGCUCCAUGUCGGAUGCUCUCAGCAAAAAAGGACCAGCUGUUGGUUCAGUUGGAACCGCACAGGCACCUGAACCGGAAGGGGACAAGCUUCCUUGGCCAACGCCCUCUGACCUCAACACGAGGCUGCGACGGAUGAUCACUGGUUUUCAGCGUAAUCACAAACGCCAACUGGUGAAAAAUGCUCAGAAAGUCAAGCAACUCCAGAAGCGGGAUAGGCUGGAGCUGGCCAUCAAGGAGAGGGAGUCUCAGCGUCGACAGUUUCAGCAGUGUCGCUGGUCUCGACGGGAGGAGGCUGAUUUUUACCGUGUGAUAUCAAGCUAUGGUGUGGAGGUUAACCUGAUCACAGGCAGAUAUAAGUGGGACAGGUUCCGAGCUCUCGCCCGCCUGGAGAAGAAGUACGACGAAACACUCACCGAGUACUUCCAGGCCUUUUACCACAUGUGUAUGAGGGUCUGCAAAAAAUUCAAAAAUGAUGACGAUGCACUGCCUCCAAACAACAUCUACGUGGAGCCGAUCACCGAGGAGAGAGCCAGCCGAUGUCUUGCCAGGAUAGACCUGCUCAACAGGAUCCGUGCAGAUGUGCUAUCCCAUCCAAAAUUUGAGGAGAGGGUGAAGCUUUGUCAAUCAUCCUAUGAUCUACCCUCCUGGUGGAUACCAGGCAAACACGACCGUGACCUUGUCAUUGGGGCUUCCAGACAUGGGGUUGUGCGGACCGACUAUAACAUACUGUAUGAUCCAACCCUGUCAUUUAAAGACAUUGUGAAGAAAGGAGUUCUACAGUUUACAACUGAAUCUCCUGGUCCUCAGGCAGCCAUGUCAACAAAGGAAAAAGAUGUGGAAAGUGAAUCAACAGUAAAGAAAGAAGAUUCAGGAGCAGAGUUGAAGGAUGACAAGCUGAAAAUUGAAAAAGUCGAAGAAGAAGCCGAAAUGGAAACCACAGAAAGUAAGGAAGUGUCUAAUGGUGUCAAAAAGGAGGAGGAAUCAGAAACUGAAAUAAAAGAUGAAGUGAAAGAGGAAAAGGAAGAAGUAAAAGAAGAAAAGGAGGAAAAGGAAGAACAAAAUGGACAGGAUAUGUCUAAGGACAAGGAAAGCAUGGAGGUUGAAGAAACGGACAACAAGGAAGUCAAGCAGGAGGACGAAGGGGAAAUGGAAGUUAAGACGGAAACUGCAUCAACAAAUGAGGAGAAGGAUGAUGCUGAAGAGAAACCGGAAAUGGAUAAGGAGGAUGACAAGGGAAAUGAAGAGGUUAAGAUGGAGGUAGAGCAGAAAAAACCAAUAGAAAAUGGCCACCUAGAGGACGAGGAGGAGGAAGAAAAACCUGUAAACCUAGGAGUAAAGGUUGAGGAGCGGGAGGAACCAAAGGUUCUGAGUGAUACAGAGAUGGUGCGUAAGGUUAUCGAGGCUGUGAAGGAACGACGAGAGGACCAGCUGUUGGACAGGAAGUUCACCAGGGAAGAUGAGGAGCUGCAGAAAUUUAUGAUUGCCGACGACUUUGAUCCAGAUCUGCCUCCAGGGGAAUUCAAUGCUCUUGGAGUCUCCCUGAACUGGCCAAAGGAUCGUGUGGUUUUUCAUCGGUUAGAACACAUCUGCUAUUGUGUGGAACAUGCAGAAUGGCCUUUCCCCAAGAGAAUGAACCCACUGACUGACUCGCGCAGCGGCACCCCUAUUGGAUCACUGACACCAAAGGAAGAUGCUGACCUGAGUCAUUCCGAUGCUGGCGACUCCGUGUAUGAUGGAGUGAAGGUGAUGAAUGUGGGCGUAGAUAGAUUAGAUAAGGACUUUGAAGUUCAGAUGACGGAGGGAGAUGGUUUGAAGAUGACGUUCCAUAGACGGGCUGCAGCACAGAGGAAGUAUGAAAUGGAACUAGAGCGUGAACGGGAACGGGACGUAGGGGGCCGUGUUCAACAGAUACUCAACCAAAAUAUGCAGUCAACAGCCUCAAGCGAUGAUAGCCAGUCAGACAUGACGCCUCGUUCUCAGGUACUCGGUCAUUCACCGCGCCAAUCACCUCAUCAAUACUACUAUCCACAGACUCCAGCUGAGAUGAUGACCAAUGGAGGGCCAGAAUUUGACCCGGUUCUUCUGAAAAGGAGCUUGAUGGAACACGCACUUAUGUUCCCUGAGAGAAGACGAAGAGGUCGAAAGAGGAAAGCUGAAAAAAUGGCAGAAAUUGCUAUGGCUGAAGCCCUGGCGAGGAGAAGUCAGGCGCGGGCCUUGGUCACUCUUGAUUGUGAAGCGCGGGUCCCUGUGAUAAACCUGGAGGAUGGCAGUCGUCUGUCUGGGGAUGAGGCUCCAUUGAAGAAGGACUUGGACAACUGGUUGGACCAUCAUCCAGGGUACAUGGUGGACAGGCCGGGUGAAAUGGAAGAGGUCGAGGACUUCUCAGAGAUGGCAGCAUUACAGCGGUUACAGGAAACCCCGGAGAAGAGGAGAGGGCGACGACCCCGGGUAGACCCUGCGAUGCUUGACCAUAAUAAGCUAACAGGAGAAGAAAAUGUGUCUGUUAUUCAUAGAUUAACAGGGAAAAAGAUAACUGGUGCUAAAGCUCCUCCUUUGAAAUACCUAGCCGAAUGGUUGGAGCAAAAUCCCUUCUUUGAUGUUGACUCAAAGUGGACAGAUCUAGUCAAAGCUAAGGGCAAGCUUCCCAAAUCCUUACUGUCUCGUGUGAUCACACCUUCAGAGAAGAGAGGGCGUGGAAGGCCUCGUGAAAACCUUCUCUCACAGUCAGUGUUAGCUGGAGAAAAUCCAUUCACAUCCAUGGCAGGAUUUUCUGGUAUUAAUUCUCCAGGCAUGAUGACUGGCUUUCACAAACUACCUCUAGGGAUGCCCUUUGGAUCUCUACCUCCGCUCGGAAUGGCCAAUCCAAUGCUUGGGUUAGCUGGCUUUAUGCCUGGACUACCUACCUCAUCACUCACCAAAGAGUUUGAAUCUUCUAAGAAAGAUAACUCUCCAAAUAAAAAAGACAAGUCAGACUUGAAAUCUUCAUCUAGUAGUACCCCUACACCCCACCCAUCAUUCCCAAACCUCAUGUACAAUCCACUCAUGUUUAAUCCGUUACUGGCAGCCCAGGCACAGCACCUUGGCUUCUCCCUCCCCACCAGUUUACCCACCUCCUUCGCCUCACUUGCUGCUCAGUCGGCCAUGAUGAAUGGUCAGGGAGGCGACUCAGACCUGGAAGAAGGAGAGAUUAAACGUUACCCUACAAAACUGCACCAGGAUAUGGCACAGGAUUUGUCGGUCAAAAAGAACUCCAAGCCUACUCCGAAACGAAGGCGGGAUGACCGAGAACGAUCCUCAAAUUCUACGGUGCGGGAUGAACAGGAACAGCCAUGUGAUCUCUCGAUGAAAGUCAAACCCAAAGAACAUUCGUCUCAUAAAGAGCAGUCCCGGGUUCAGCACAGAGAGUCAAAUAAAUUACCUCAUAAGGAACACCACAAAGUACCUCAUAAAGAACAGCUGGGUAGGGAGCCAUCAAAGGAACACCAUAAGUCUCACCACAGAGAACACCCAGGAGAGCACCACAAGGAUUCCCACCACAGGGAACAACACCACAAGGAUUCCCACCACAAAGAACCACAUAGAGAAUCGCAUCACAAAGAUCCACACAAGGAUUCCCACCACAAAGAUCCACACAAGGAAUCGCACCACAAAGAUCCACACAAGGAAUCGCAUCACAAAGAUCCACACAAGGAAUCGCAUCACAAAGAACUGGAAAAGGAACAAGCAUUUGAACUGUCUCAUAAAGAAACCAAAGAUUUCACUAAGGUAAAGACUAAAAUUCAAAGCUCGUUUAAACUGAGCAGAAUUGUGGACUCGUUAAAAGACAAAGUGAAAAAAAUGGAAGAUAAAGGAAAAUCUAAAAAGUCAAAACUUGACAGUAUUUUGUGUAAACUUAAUUCAAAGACAGAUGGAGAUGAGGAGACCAGCCAAUCAAGUGUGACACAGGAUGAGGAGGCCAGUUUAACCACAAGUGUGGAAAAUGAAGGGUUAGAGGAGGUGGGGCCAGACCCAGAGGAGACUGGGCCUGGUUUAGAAGGAGAAGGGCCCGAGCCAGAGGAGGCUGGGUUUGGGGAGGAAGGCCCAGAAGGGGAUGGGGAGGAAAUGGCAGCCAGUGAAACGGAAAACAAGGAAACGACUGAGAAUUCAGCGAGUGUCGUUGAACACACGGAGAAGUCUGUUGGGGAGGAGGAAGAGGAGGUUGUUGCCGACUCCUGAUGUGGAGGAACUGAAGUGUUGUCUCAUUCAGUCAUUGUUGUGCAAUACAAACCUCCCUCUCCUGUACCCCACAGGUUGUUAUCGGUAGUGUUACGUAGUUGUACAAUGUGGUCGACAGAAUAGAGGCUCCCUUACUAGUGUGAGAGUGUGUAUAUGAGAGAGGAUGUUUGCGGGCGAGUGUGAUAUACUGUGAUUAUGCAUCAGAUGUGUUGUGAAACUUGAAAAAACAGUCAUUUCUCACCGUGUCUAUUAUUAUUCCCAUGUAAAGUGUGAUCACAGCCAUUUUUCUGGAUAUUUUUUUUCCAACUUGAGUUUUUGGUGAAAAGUGCAUAUCAGUAAACAAAUAUGGUGUGUUUUUUAUGUGCCCACUGGAUCCUACCAGCUGCUGGUAUACUGUCCAAUACUGCGGGUUACCUCUUCCAAUUACUCAACUCAUCAUCAGUGGGUCUUAUUCCUCUAUCAUUUCAGGCCUGAUUGAUUUGUCCCAUGUAAAAUUCCUGUUGCUCACCGAUGAUUGAUUUUGCGUUUGAUGCGUUUGAUGCGUUUUGUAAAUAUGAAAUCAGAACUUAUUUUGUCUUAAUACUUUAUUUUUGUUUUGAUUUUAAAUGUUUCCUAGUUCUAAUUUAAGAGAAAAUACAGAUGACUGGUCGUUAACAAUGAUAACAUUAUGUUAUUGUCUACUUCAGACAUCGGAACGAACAGAAACAGCAUGUGAAAUCUUGUUUUUUGUAAUAAAACCAACGACUACAUGAGAAACACACAUCUGAAUGAAUCACAGUUUCUGAUUUAGAUGGUAGUAGUAUAGUAUUGUGAAAUAUGGAAUUAAAGAUACCAUUAUGAUAAUCAUGAACAAAAAGAAUUUUGAAGGGAACAGUAUUGGCUUCAGAACAAGAUUUGUGUGUUUCUAGUGUAUGACUGGUUCUAGGAAUCUGGUUGAUAGAUAGGUAGCACAAUAUGUAUGAUCUCAGCAUAUUAAUGUUAUUAUAAAAGGGUUAUUGGUAUGUGACUGUGUCCCCCUUGAUCUGACCGCUUGUCUUGGGGGACCACGUCUAAACCAUACUUCAGGGCUACCCUAUAAGCUUUAGUAUUGAACUUUUGUUUAAACUGUCAACACUGCAAUUUAUUGUAAACAUACUUAUAUUAGCAGGAUCCUAUUUUGGCAAGUUAAGAUAUUAGCUGAUAAUUUAAUGGUUAUGCAUCGGAGUGAGACAUAAGGAUGCAUGUGUACAAUGUAAAGACGCAGACCUGUGUUAAGUGCUAAAUAAAAUAAGGUUGCUGCUAAUAUAGGUAUAUUGUAUUGAUGACCCAUGUAUGUGUAGCAUUAGAUAUCAUCAUUCAUAUCCUGGCCAGCACUGUAGAGGAGCCUGUUCUCCAAGUCAUUUACAAUGAUACAAAGAUACCGAGAUAAAGUGAUAAAAGAAUACCUCAAAGAAGAGAUUUUGUAUAUGGCUCAAAAAUGUUUCAAUGUUGAUUCCAAUGUAAUGUGAUACAAGUCUCUCAUUACAAAAUAUCAUCAAUAAGGCUUUGCAGGGCUGGUAGGUCCUAGUAUAUACAGUUAUAACAAUUGUAAGUAUGUGAUGCUGGUAAACAGGCUUCGUUACACUGUGUUGAGCCAUUCAUUAAGUGACCACCAUCAUUUUACUGUGCGUAUAUACUUAAACCAUUCAGACUGUACAUGCAAUACACUGGCCACCAUCUGAUGUGCUAACUAAGCACUUGAUUUAAUAUUCAUUCACCUGGCAUCUUCAAUGUAAAACCGGUAUACAUGUACUCUCAAUAUUACUAUCAAUGUAAGAAGAUCAAAGAAUUGAUGUCAAACCAAGUAUUAAAGGUUUUACCAGAACAUUGAAUGCAUUAUAUUCUUCUUAUGGCAAAUGAAAACAAAACACAUCUUUUUUUAUUUUAAGUUUAACCCUUUCACCCCUAUGUAGCUUAGUAAACUCUACCAUGCAUUUACCUGGAUGAGUCCAUUAUGGUCUACAGUGGUGAAAGGGUUAAUCUUUUGUAUGUUGAAGGUGAUGCUGGUCAGUGUGUGGAAUGUACAGCACUCUUGUCACAGGGACUUGUAGGUUAAUUGACUUAUCUGGAUACGUCCGUUUGCAUGGUACAGUUUAUAGUGUGUUAAUCUGUGCUUUAUAAACGGGCACACCUCCUGACAUUCAAGCUAACAUACAAUUUCCUGCACGAAGUAUAGAAUGUUUUGGGAACUGGCUUACAACCAUUUAGUCCAAUCCGGUUACCGUACCAUGUAAGCUGGUGAAUUGUCCUAGUGGCAUGGAGUCUAUUUUUGGGUAAAAUGCUGUACUGCAGGAACAAGUAUAUCGCCCUAAUGUCCAUAUUAAUAAACCUACAAGCCCCUGUGCUUUCAGUCAUGAAUUGCUCAGUCUCACUCAGGUGUCUAUGUAAAACUAGUCGAGAUGUGAUCACCGUGUCAUACGAAAUGCCAAAUGCAGUGCAAUUCCUUUAGAUUCUCUAUAAACAAAGUCUGAUUCAGACAAGUAACCAAUUCCAUAAUGGGAAUAUGAAAAUUGCAUGUCGGGUAUUAAGUUAAUUGUAGUGUACUGAGGUCCCAUGUGUGGUCGAAGCUACAGGUAGCUAGAAAGUUGACAGUGAUUACCAUGUAGCUAUGAUUUUAGUAUGUUAAGGUAUUGAAUGAAGUGCAAAGUGCAUUAAGUAGCACCUUUGAUAUUGAUUAUUGUUUACUUAAUUUAGGUUGUUUCCUGCCCUUGUGUAGCCCUAGCUAUUCACUGCUGUACAUUGUUUUUGUACCAGUGUACAGUGUGUGCUAGUGUACAGCGUUUUGUCUAAUAUGUACAGCAUACAUAUCUUUGAGUGUAAAUAUCACUUUUCACCUUCACAAAAUGUUCACACAUGAAUACAGUCAAUGAAUUUGAACUUUGACCUUUGGUCACAAGAUUCAAUCGAAAGAAUAUAUAUUGAUGACUUAAUAUUUUCCAGAUACCAUGGUUACAUGUUUCUUUCUUUUUUUUUUGGUUCUCCUAAAUCAAAAUGUUGAUUGUACAAUGAGAUAGGUGAUGUAAGUUAUUGAAAAUAACAUGAUAAAUUAUUGACACUGUUAGUCACAUGGUUGCUGCUACAUGAGAGAUUUUUCCUACUGUAUUAUCAGUGUGAACUGUAUGGGUGUAUUUAUUGAAAAUGACAAAAGAUUGUAUGCAUCAUUAUUUUUUAUUAAAAACAUGGAUUUGGU
This is a messenger RNA of Mizuhopecten yessoensis (Yesso scallop), 15068 nucleotides long. RefSeq names its product chromodomain-helicase-DNA-binding protein 8-like. The transcript is spliced from 43 exons. The coding region runs from base 938 to 11860 and encodes 3640 amino acids. Gene Ontology annotation, molecular function: ATP-dependent chromatin remodeler activity; protein binding; ATP binding. NCBI's taxonomy places the organism in Eukaryota, Metazoa, Mollusca, Bivalvia, Pectinida, Pectinidae. The record is from RefSeq and is a predicted model, not a curated record.